This is a messenger RNA of Apis mellifera (honey bee), 233 nucleotides long. RefSeq lists its product as uncharacterized. The record is from RefSeq and is a predicted model, not a curated record. The transcript has a single exon. Gene Ontology annotation, biological process: mitochondrial respiratory chain complex III assembly. NCBI's taxonomy places the organism in Eukaryota, Metazoa, Arthropoda, Insecta, Hymenoptera, Apidae. The coding region runs from base 14 to 205 and encodes 63 amino acids.
AUAAUUUAUCACAAUGCCUUAUGGUAUUUCAUGGACUCGAUAUAUUUGUCUUGUUACAUCAGCAUUUUUUGCAACGGCAGCCGGUUCGCAAGUUGUGCAUCUCAUAUAUCGACCGCUUGAUGAUUUAGAUGAUCUUAUAGAAGAAGCAUUUCAAAAAAAAUUGUUAGAACAAAAAAAUCAUAACGAUAUGUUAGUAAAAUCUUAAUAAAUAAAUUAUACAUAAUAUUAAUUAU